Molecule: messenger RNA, 1725 nt
Organism: Sebastes umbrosus (honeycomb rockfish)
Lineage: Eukaryota; Metazoa; Chordata; Actinopteri; Perciformes; Sebastidae
Gene: inpp5ka
Product: inositol polyphosphate-5-phosphatase Ka
Exons: 14
Coding region: 182-1681 (499 amino acids)
Biological process (GO): negative regulation of glycogen biosynthetic process; negative regulation of phosphatidylinositol 3-kinase/protein kinase B signal transduction; negative regulation of peptidyl-serine phosphorylation
Cellular component (GO): plasma membrane; endoplasmic reticulum; ruffle
Molecular function (GO): phosphatidylinositol-4,5-bisphosphate 5-phosphatase activity; inositol bisphosphate phosphatase activity; phosphatidylinositol-3,4,5-trisphosphate 5-phosphatase activity
Source: RefSeq, a predicted model, not a curated record
CUUAUUUUGAAGGCAAAUAAGCAGUGUUCCGGUUAAGAGGCGGUAACAAUAACAACAACAGCAUCUACUGUACUGUUACUGUACUGACAGACUGCUGCUGCGGCUCUACUGGACGUCUCUACUCUACUAACCUUAGAUAAACAACGAAGACAAGUACUACCAAAGCAUAGCAGGUGUGGAGAUGAUGAUGGAGGAGACUGAGCAGCAGCCAGAUGCCCAGCAGGCAGACCUCAGUUUGAGGAAGGGAAACUACGAGGCAGACAGCUUCAGGCUGCACAUGGUGACGUGGAACGUGGCCACGGCUGAUCCUCCAGAUGACCUGACCUUGCUUCUCCAGCUGAACUCCCCAAAGAGCCCAGACCUCUACGUCAUCGGUUUGCAGGAGGUGUACUCGGGGCCAUUGAGGUUUGUGUCAGACACUGUGUUUGAUGACCCGUGGAGUCAUUUGUUUAUGACCACCUUGGCACCACGGAAAUACGUUAAGGUGUCAUCCAUCAGAAUGCAGGGCCUGCUGCUGCUCUUCUUUUCCAAACUGGAGCACGUCCCCUUCAUCAGAGACAUCCAGGCCACAUACACACGCACAGGCAUUUUCGGUUACUGGGGUAACAAAGGCGGCGUGUCCGUUCGCCUGUCCUUCUAUGGCCACAUGCUCUGUUUCCUCAACUGUCACUUGGCUGCACAUAUGAAAUACGCCACAGAGAGAGUGGAUGAGUUUGAGUACAUCAUGGACAGGCAGACCUUCGACUGUAAAAAGGCUCCGAGAAUUGUUGACCACCGGCUGGUGUUCUGGUUUGGAGAUCUCAACUUCCGAAUUCAUGACCACGGCAUGCACUUUGUCCGCACCUGUAUCAACGAUCAAACCUACAACCUGCUGUGGAGCAAUGACCAGUUGACCAUGAUGAAGAAGAAAGAACAGAUGCUCCAGGAGUUUGAGGAAGGGCCUCUGGACUUUCAACCCACGUACAAGUUUGACUUAAACUCCGAUACAUACGACAGCAGACUCUACAGGACAUGGUUUGGCUUUAACGGAAAGAAGCGUAAGCCCGCGUGGACCGACAGGAUUCUGUGGCGUCUCCGACCCAACGCCCCGCCCCCUGACGAGCGAGACGACAACAGGGUUGGACUGGAUGCGAAGAAUGUCGGGCAUGUGGAAGAGGAUGAGGAGUACCCGCUGAAGAUCAGGCAGGACUUGUACACCAGCAACAUGGAGUACGUCAUCAGUGACCACAAGCCUGUCGUCAGCGUCUUCACACUGGAGCUGAGGAAGAUGUACGAGACUCCUCUGGUGCUUCUGCAGGCAGAGGGCGACUGGAGCGCAGACAUCGACGCCAUGGUUCUCUACAGCCCUCUGCAGCCGUUCCCCUCCAGUACAUGGGACUGGAUCGGACUCUUUAAGGUUGGAUUCGCCAGCGUGUCGGACUACAUCACCUACACGUGGGUCAAAGACGACGAAGUGGCCUUCAAUGAAGAAUUCAUACAGGUAUAUGUUAGUAAAGAGGAAAUCCCUGUGCGGGGAGGAGAGUGUGUGCUGUGCUACUACAGUCAUACUCUGCAGUGCAUCAUUGGAAUCAGUGAACCAUUCAAGGUACAUGAGUCCAAGGUAGCCAGCGAGGAAGGCUUGAUGCCCGAGAGGAUCAACGGACUUGACAAAACCAUAGCGGGUGAAGACUUAUUGAACUGACCUCUCAGUGUGGUAUGAUAUAUAAAAAUGUGUCUGAACCUCAA